AUGCAGCGUUUUAGAGCCGUAUGCCAGGGUUCAUGCAAUGCAACUGCAGAAUGUGGCAAGUACGCCCCAAAGGGCAGCUUCGACUGUCCGUUGAAUGUCUGCUGCAGCAAAUGGGGUUAUUGCGGUACAACAGACGAUUUCUGCAACGAUGAAUGUCAAAAUGAGAACGGCUGUCUGCCGGUUCUACGCCCAGAAUGCUCCGCGAGCGACGACGCAAUGGCACUGGAUGUGCGUAUUGGGUACUACGGCCUGUGGGCAGCUAGCAGAGGCUGUGACAAUUACUUGCCCGAGAACAUUCCCGCCGGAGCCUUGACGCAUAUCAAUCUUGCUUUUGAAUAUGUGAGCGAAGGUCAUGAGAUCACGGACGCCCAGGGUCAGGGUCCCAUCGUGGCUCGUGUGUCGCGGCUGAAGAAGAAAUAUCCCGGUCUACGAGUGAAUAUCGCCCUUGGCGGUUGGGUGUUCAACGACCCCCCGACUCAGCACCGGUUCUCUGACAUGGCGUCCACCGUGCCAAAUCGACAGAAGUUCAUUGCAUCCCUGAUCCGGUAUAUCCGGCGCUACGGCCUCAAUGGUGUCGAUAUCGACUGGGAGUAUCCGGUUGCAGACGACCGCGGUGGCUCGACGCUCGACUACGACAACUUUGUCCUUCUUUGUGCGGAUAUCCGCGAAGCCUUCGACAGAGAGGAUCCAGGGUGGCAGCUGACCAUCACUCUUCCGGCCAGCUACUGGUACCUACGCGGGUUCAACUUGAACAAUCUCGAAAAAUACGUCGACUGGUUCAACGUCAUGACCUACGACAUCCAUGGGAUCUGGGACCAGAAGAAUGUCUGGACCGGCCCAUACCUGAAGGGCCACACCAAUCUGACGGAAAUCGAGCAGGGCCUUGACCUGCUCUGGAGGAAUGGAGUAAGCUCCCACAAGGUCGUCAUGGGAUUUGGCUUCUAUGGCCGUUCGUUUACCAUUUCCGAUCUGUCGUGCACUACUCCGCCGACUUGUACUUUUGAUAGUGCUGGCUUUGCCGGGGAAUGUACCAACGAAACGGGCAUUCUCUCAUAUAGCGAGGUGAUCAGCAAGGAAGCCCAGCUAGGGUCAAAAACGUUCUACGACGAGGCAUCCUCCGUGAAAUGGAUGGUGUACGGCUCCAACCAGUGGAUAUCCUUUGACGACGAGCAAAGCUUCACGGCCAAAAAGAAGUACCUCACUUCGCGCUGUCUGAAGGGUCUCAUGAUCUGGUCCAUCGAUCUAGAUACCCAAGACCACCAGGCGAUGACCGGCCUAUUCGGGGAAGCGGCAAUGGAGGGCGCUCUCAGGGACACCGGGCUUGAUCCAGAGGAAGCUGAACAGUUGGCCUCCGAUCUUUCGGCAUGGACUGGGGAGCUCUGCUAUACCACACCUACCUGCACAGAUGGCAGUCGCGAUCAGCGCGGGCCAGAUCAGGUGUGUCAGAGUGGCUACACAGCGGUCGAGAUGGCCCAUGCCCCGGUCCAGAAGAACGGGGACUUCCCCAUGCACGGCGAGUGCGCGGAGAAUUGGUGGCGAUACAUCUGCUGCCCGACAAAAGCCAUGCCGCAGAAUUGCGGGUGGGUGGGAGCCCCUGAACGCUCAGCCUCUGGCUGCGAUCGUGGCUGCGGAGCAUCGCAGUUUGAGCUCAACUACGACACAUACAUUGAUGCAAAGGGACAACGCAACUGUUACACAGGAGAACGGAGUCUCUGCUGUGACAGCACGGAGAUCCUGAACAAGUGUCACUGGACCGGCUGCGAUCUUGUUCCAGUGGGGAGCCAGUGUGGUAGCGAUGAGGUCUCGGUUGGCAUGCGCUAUGAUGAUGAUAAGGGAGGGCUGUGUGGCACUGCGUGGAUGGGCGCGGUGCGUGAUAACGACCGUCGGCAAUACCGGGAGUUCUGCUGUCCAAAAAGUGACGCUUUUGCGAACUGUGACUGGGCCAUAAAGGACUGCAAUCCAGGGCAGUGCCCGAAGAACAAGUUGGAAGUCACCACGGCACAGACGCCGUCCUGGAUCUACGACAAUUCACUGUAUUCAUCGAGCCAGUGCUAUGGGUUCCAGAUCCCCGAGAUGAUGAGUCCUGACUUCAAGCUCUGCUGCGAUCCCCCCUCCCGGUACAACGAAAAAUGGCCCGUCGAACCAAAGUAUCUCUGGAGCCACUAUUACGACGACGCUGGUGACGAUGUCACUUGGGAGUUCAGCGAUAACUUCGGCAACAACAAUAAAGACACAAGACCGGACGAUAUGGAAGACGAUCCGGGCACCGAUCCCUACGGUUUUGUCAUGCUGGAUGGCCCCCCUGGCUCGAUCAACAAUGCGUUUGGUACGCAGUACACCGUCGUGACCCGCGAUGAGCCAGUGAAUGUCAAGAAGAGGAGCAUUGUCACUACAAACCAGACGAUUAUGGACGCAGUCUUUGACCACUCAGAAGAGACCGUUCUCGUCUAUUGUAACUAUCCUGCCGACUCCAAGGAGUGUCGUCAGACCUUCUACAAAGGGGCCGAGGACACCAUUAUCAGGCUCCCGGACCACAUUGGGGAGGGCCCCUGGGCACGAGUCGUCUCCAUGGUGCCCGUAGAACAGCUAUCGAAGAGGGAUCUGCCAGAGUGGGCCAUCCAGAAAAGAGAUGCCAGUGAGAACCAGAAUGGCAUCUAUUCCCUAACGUUCGACUACAACUUCCACUUGAUUAAACGAGACGAUGAACAAGUCAACAUCCGCGUGGACUACACGAACCUUCUGCCGUACUGGGAUGAAAUGACCAACUCUCCUGCGUCCACGCGGAAGCGUUCAACAGACGAGGCUCUGACCUUCUCGGAAUGGAAGGUCCGCGUGGAUCGAGCAAAAGUGCUGGACACCGAACGCUCCUCACAGAACCACACGGGGAGACUGAGUGUCCGAUCCAGUGACAGCAGCGUUCAUCGUCGGUGGUGGGGUGUAUUUGUGGACUGGGUCAAGAAGAUGACCACCGUCACAAAGACAGAUGGCGGCAUGCUGCCUAUGGGGCUAGUGCGGUCUCUGGUUCUCUAUAGCGGACGCCUGCAGUGCUCCAACGACGCAGGCAUAACUUUCAAGACCGGGCUGGAUAUCACAGCCGACUUUAAUAUGGAGAUGAACGCUCGAUAUUCCUACUACUUUUCGGGAACCGUCGUGCCACCAACGGUCACAGAUAUGUUUGCUUAUGUGGGAGUGCACCCGCGGGUAUACGCAGGGGUGGGGAUAUCAGGAAACGCAGAGCUCAACUACCCUAGCGAACGGAAGAAGAUUAUCGAUACGUUGACCUACCCCGGUCUGGCAAUCAAAGGAAUCGCAGCCGUGGGACCAACCAUGGAUCUUUGGGGCCAGAUCAGCGGCGGAGUGACGGUCUCUGGAGACCUGCGAGUCGGAAUGACAUAUCAGUUCAAGCCCGUCGAGCUGUACUUCCCCAAUGACGACGAGGUCAGCAACAACCUGGACGUUAAAGACAUGGAAGAAGCGCAGGUCAACAACCAAGGGCUGGAACCCUCAAUCUCGGGCAAUGUCCGCGCCGCUGUCGACAUUAACAUUGACGUCACGCCGGAGAUCAACCUGGGCAUCAAGAUCGGCGGAGGAAUUGGGCCUCUCAAAGGCACGCUGGCCGACGCUCAUGUGUCUGCAUUUGCCAACACGACGCUCAACUUCCAUGCGGAAGCAUCGGGUGCGCUCGAAAAUGGCAACCAGGGUUAUUCGUUUGGAUAUUCGGUGAACUUUCUUUACAGAUUCGGUUUCGGUUGCGUGGCCGAGAUCUACAAGUAUGGCAAAUGGACGAGCGGUAUUUGGUAUCCGUUCCCUCAGAACGUGAUUCCAAUCAUUUCCAAGACGUUUUCCUCACUCCCAUCCACGAAGCGAUCUCUUGAUCAUGGGCCGUUGCUCUCCGAGGAGCCUCUACCUGGUGCUAUCUUCGGUGUCGGCCCAGAGAGACAUCGGACCGACAGUGCUGUCCUCGACUUGCACGUCGACCCGUACCCUACCUACGGCAACGCAUCCCUCGAGAAGCGCCAGGAUUCACCCCAGUCAGGAAAAGAGCCGCAAUUCACGCUUGGAUCAUUCCGGUGCACCACCUCUACUGGAAGCGUCUGUGAGGCUUUCGUUCCGAGCGAAAGCAUGCAACGGCGCGACCUCAUACCUAUGCCCGAGGACACUCAUGAGCUCCAAAAAAGAGAAACGCCAACGGACUGCAAGAAUCGCAUACCCCGUCUUUACUACAACUGCGUGACCUUCUUCUCUGACGUCGCGUUCCAGGGACCUGCGGGGACAGCGCAGCUGUCCGGCAUCUGCACUAAUGUUCGAAAGUUCUUGGACAAUAACAAUCGCCCCAAUGACGGUUAUACCCUGACCUGGGAGUCUUCUAACCAGGAGCCACGAAGAAGACAAGUUUGUAAGAGUGGCGCCUGCGCGGAAGACAACGCGAACUACCGGCAAGCGGCCCUGGGGACGACAACCGCGACGACGACCUUGACCAGCUGCGAUGAGUUUCCCUUUGCAUCCACCGAGGAGGGUGGAGCUGAUUUCCUCGGCGUGAACCCCGAAGUGAAGACAGGCACCGUGAGAACCUGCGUUCCAAAAUGGCAGAACGAUUGCCAGGGAAUGUGCCAUAACUUAUUAAACAACCUCGAAACCAAUGUCGAAUAUUUCAACACGUACGGCAGUCCGACGCUGGAUAAUGCGCAUUGGGUCCGCUGGAAUAAUGGCGGCUGGACGCGGAAAGGCGGCCUCGGAGGUAGACAACGUCUGUCCACGUAUGGGACGACGCGCAUUCCAAAGACACGUGUCCCCGGCUUGAAUCAUGCGGAUCAGGUCAGUCCAGACAACCUGGGUUACUACCACAAGCGGAACUUUACCCUGUUCCUCUCCUAUCCACGCGCUGGCCAGAACCCGGAUAGCCAAUGGCCCGACCAGUCCUUCACCAGGGGGACGAUCACCGGGAAAUCCGGGAACAAAGGUCCCGCUACGGACGUCGUCGGCUCUUCCACGUGGGUGAUUUGCGCCGUCAAUACCAUGGGCCAGCAACGCUAUCAAUAUGCGGGAGCCAACGGGAUGUGUACCGAUGGCCGAACUACAAAGAAGACAUGGGACGGGCUCUACGAUAUGUUGGUCUAUUAUCAGUGCAAAAUCAGCUUUACCGGGUCCGCUGGACCAACGAAGAGAGAUAAUACUCCGCUGGGAUAUCUGGGAGGUGACCCAUACUAUUCCAUUGAGCGAGUCGAGGGAACCGAGCGCACAGUCCUUCUACCCAAGGACUGGGACGGUCAGGAACUGCGGGAGUCAUGGGUGGUCCCGGAUAGUGAGGAUCUGGAAGAGGGAGACUUUACAGAGGAGGAAUCUGGGUAG
Molecule: messenger RNA, 5349 nt
Organism: Aspergillus thermomutatus
Lineage: Eukaryota; Fungi; Ascomycota; Eurotiomycetes; Eurotiales; Aspergillaceae
Exons: 15
Coding region: 1-5349 (1782 amino acids)
Biological process (GO): carbohydrate metabolic process
Molecular function (GO): chitin binding; hydrolase activity, hydrolyzing O-glycosyl compounds
Source: RefSeq, a predicted model, not a curated record